UCACACACACACACACACACACACACACACACACACACACACACACACAGAGAGAGAGACUCAUGAAGACGGAGCUUAUCAGGAGUCACGAGUUACCGAGUCAUGCAGCGCAGUAACUGUCUGAAUUUUAUGCCACUGAACUGAAGCCCAAAGCCUCAUCUGACUUGUCAUCAUGGCCGAAAUGGACAGUAGUCUGAGUUCUCUGAUAAAUCUGGAGGAUGAGCUGACCUGCAGCAUCUGUCUGAGUACGUUCGACUGUCCGGUCACCACCCCGUGUGGACACAACUUCUGCCAGGACUGUCUUCUCGAAAGCUGGAAGGACUCAGACUACAGCUGUCCUCAGUGUCGGACCCUCUUCACCACCAAACCGGAGCUGAAGAAGAACACGGUCCUCAGCACCGUCGUGGAGGCCUUCAACGUGAAGUUGAGCAUGAGCGAAGUCAGCCCGACUGUAGAGGAGAGCAAAGCCAAGAAAGAGGAUGUCAUACGCUGUGAUACAUGUAUGGAGGCAGAGGCGUCCCAGACCUGCCUCACCUGCAUGGCCUCUUUCUGUGAGGAGCACCUGAGGCCUCACCGGGAAAACCCAAAAUUGAGUGUCCACCAGCUGACUGAGCCUGUCGGCGACCUGUUGGAGCGUAUCUGCUCGGACCACCACAAGCUGAUGGAGUUUUUCUGCAGCCAACAUGGCCGACCAAUCUGCAGCAUCUGCCUCCAGCAAGCCCACAAAGGCUGCUCCUUCAUUUCUCCUGAGGAGCAGAGGAACGUGAAGGAGACUGACCUCAGGGACAAAUUGGGUUUGCUGGAUGGGAAGAUUGAGAAAACGGAGACUGUCAUGUUUCAAAUCAAUGACAUGCAGAGCAAGCUCAAGGAUGCAGCAACCAACAGGAAGACAACAUUCGCAGCUUUGUAUCAGCAGAUGCGGGAUAUGUUGACCCGAGUAGAACGAGAGGCCCAACAUGAGGUGGACCAUGAGCUGGAGAUUGGUCAGGCGAAACUUCGGGACCUCAUGAAUAAGUUAACAGAAAAUGCUAAGACAAUGAGAAAAGCCAGAGAAGAUAUCGACAGUCUCCUGAGUCAGUCGCAGACCCUGGCUUUUCUACAGGCUUCAUUUGACUUGCCUAGGGUUGUAAAGUUUGAACCUCACACCCCUCGAAUCAACCUGGACUCCAAGAAGGUGAUGGCAAAUCAGGCUUUCGUUGCUGCUCUGAAGGGGCAUGUGACAGAGAUCUUUAACGAGCCUGUUGAGGCCAGACUACAGAAACUUCAACCAGAACUUAACACUGACGUUGCGUCUGAGCUACCAGAUCCUCCAGAGCAGAAACAACACUCCAGGUCCCGCAGUCCAGAACGUCCACCUGUCCAGCCAUACUUCCAGCCAGUUCCUGUACCUGUGUAUAUAGGGUCACAAGGAGGCUGGAAUCCAUCCCAGUAUGCACAUGGCCAUGCCCCGGGCUCUUAUAGGGGACCUCCAUUUACGGCAAGACAAAAGACAAACAAGAAAAGUGAUACCAGUCAGCACUCCUCCCACAAACCAAACAAAAAGCCCCCCAGUGCUCCAGGAGGAAGUAAACCAAGUGCCAAAGGGUCUGACUGCACUAAGAAAGACAAGCCCAAAAGCCAGCCUUCAUCAGAAAAAAAAUCAGGACACCAUCCAAAGUCAAAAUAAAUAGCUGCUGCAGCAGCAGAUGUAUUGGCCUCCACAGACCUGAUACAAGGAACUGUGAGACGCAUGUAUCCUGAAAAUGUGUGGAUUAUGAGUGCUAUUCCGUCAUGUCAUAAAGGUAAAUGUUUGAACAAUUUAUAAGAAACAAAGGCUUUAUUCUUCCCAGCAGGAGCAUAUGGCUGCUGUGAUCUCUGACCAGGCAUAGACCAGUUUUUCACCCUUACAUUAGUUCAUUUAAAAUGUGACAUAAUUAAAACACACAGACAUGUUGCUUCUGUAUGAAAAUAUUUAUGGGAAUGUCUUCCAAUUCAAAACAUCACUUCAUUACAUUCAGUUCAAUCAAAAUUCAUUUUUAUCACCCGUAGUAACAAUUUCCCCAAAUCCUCUUUUGGGGAAAUUGAAACUGUUUCCAUAAAUAGCUUUAUUUUACAUGAUUGUAAUCAAUAAAAGCUUAUUUUCCUCCCA
Scatophagus argus is the source of this 2128-nucleotide messenger RNA. RefSeq names its product E3 ubiquitin/ISG15 ligase TRIM25-like. The coding region runs from base 173 to 1666 and encodes 497 amino acids. Gene Ontology annotation, molecular function: zinc ion binding. The record is from RefSeq and is a predicted model, not a curated record. The transcript is spliced from 9 exons. Lineage: Eukaryota; Metazoa; Chordata; Actinopteri; Scatophagidae.